Molossus molossus (Pallas's mastiff bat) is the source of this 2721-nucleotide messenger RNA. It is a transcript of the gene MPP3, whose product is annotated as membrane palmitoylated protein 3. The transcript is spliced from 19 exons. NCBI's taxonomy places the organism in Eukaryota, Metazoa, Chordata, Mammalia, Chiroptera, Molossidae. Gene Ontology annotation, cellular component: plasma membrane; cell-cell junction. Gene Ontology annotation, molecular function: protein binding. The record is from RefSeq and is a predicted model, not a curated record. The coding region runs from base 73 to 1830 and encodes 585 amino acids.
UCUCCGGCUGGAGCGAAGAUUUCGGCGCGCCCAGAAUCCACAGGCAGAACCGGGGAUCUGACCAGCACAGACAUGCCGGUGCUGUCCGAGGACUCUGGCUUGCAUGAAACCCUGGCGCUGCUGACCUCUCAACUCAGACCUGACUCCAACUACAAGGAAGAGAUGGGCUUCCUGAGGGAUGUUUUCAGUGAAAAAAGCCUCAGUUACUUAAUGAAGAUUCACGAGAAGCUUCGCUAUUACGAGAGGCAAAGUCCAACUCCUGUCCUGCACAGCGCUGUGGCCCUCGCCGAGGAUGUGAUGGAGGAGCUGCAGGCCGCCUCAGUGCACAGCGACGAGAGGGAACUGCUCCAGCUGCUGUCCACCCCCCACCUCAGGGCCAUGCUCAUGGUACAUGAUACGGUUGCCCAGAAGAAUUUUGACCCUGUUCUCCCCCCUCUGCCUGAUAAUAUUGAUGAGGAUUUUGAUGAAGAAUCAGUGAAGAUUGUCCGCCUGGUAAAGAACAAGGAACCCCUGGGUGCCACCAUCCGACGGGAUGAGCACUCAGGGGCUGUCGUAGUGGCCAGGAUCAUGCGAGGAGGCGCAGCAGACCGGAGUGGCCUGGUCCACGUUGGGGACGAGCUCCGGGAAGUGAAUGGGAUCACGGUCCUGCACAAGCGGCCCGACGAGAUCAGCCAGAUUCUGGCUCAGUCCCAGGGAUCCAUCACCCUGAAAAUCAUCCCAGCCACCCAAGAGGAGGACCGUUUAAAGGAGAGCAAGGUGUUCAUGCGGGCCCUCUUCCACUACAACCCGCGGGAGGACCGGGCCAUCCCCUGCCAGGAGGCGGGCCUGCCCUUCCAGCGCAGGCAGGUCCUGGAGGUGGUGAGCCAGGAUGACCCCACGUGGUGGCAGGCCAAGCGAGUGGGGGACACCAACCUUCGAGCUGGCCUUAUUCCCUCCAAACAGUUCCAGGAAAGGCGCCUAAGCUACCGGAGAGCCACGGGUACCCUGCCGAGCCCCCAGAGCCUCAAGAAGCCCCCCUAUGAUCAGCCUUGUGACAAAGAGACCUGUGACUGUGAGGGGUACUUCAAAGGGCAUUAUGUGGCUGGUCUUCGGAGGAGCUUCCGGCUGGGCCGCAGGGAGAGACUGGGAAGCCCACAGGAGGGAAAGAUAUCCGCAGUAGCCGAGUCUCCAGAGCUGCUGACCUAUGAGGAGGUGACCAGGUACCAGCACCAACCCAGUAAGCGGCCCCGCCUGGUGGUUCUGAUCGGGUCUCUGGGAGCCCGACUGCACGAGCUGAAGCAGAAGGUGGUGGCAGAGAACCCACAGCACUUUGGUGUUGCUGUUCCACAUACCACCAGGCCCCGAAAGAGCCAUGAGAAGGAGGGGGUGGAAUAUCACUUUGUCUCUAAGCAAGCAUUUGAGGCCGACAUACAUCACAACAAGUUUCUGGAGCAUGGUGAAUAUAAGGAAAAUCUCUAUGGAACCAGCCUGGACGCCAUCCAGGCUGUGAUAGCCAAAAACAAAGUGUGUUUGGUGGACGUGGAGCCGGACGUACUAAGACAACUGAGGACCUCAGAGUUCAAGCCCUAUAUUAUAUUUGUAAAGCCUGCAAUUCAGGAGAAAAGGAAGACGCCGCCCAUGUCUCCCGCUUAUGAGGACACAGCAGCUCCACUUAAUGAGGAGCAGCGAGAGAUGUCUGCCUCCGCCGCCUUCAUAGACCAGCACUAUGGGCACCUGGUGGAUGCUGUGCUGGUGAAGGAGGAUCUCCAGAGUGCAUGCAGCCAGCUCAGAAUGAUCUUAGAGAAGCUGAGCAAGGACACUUACUGGGUUCCUAUUAGUUGGGUCAGGUAACUGUAUCCUAGAACAUCCAGGUUGGAGGAGACCUGGAAGACCUCCUAGUCCAGUCAUGUUACCAUCAAGGAAUCGCAAGUGUGGAGAGGGGCAGAAUUUCCCAUUAACUCCAUCAUCAAGAAGAAUACAUGUGGGACGUCCUGUUGGUUUUCGUCUGUUUUCCACUGUACCUCUCUGGAGCAGAAAACAUGAGUUGAAAGGGGGCAUAUCACAAAAUAACACAUUUCAUUCAUUAAAGUAUCAUUGGCAAGUUGACCCUGAUUCUUUGUACCAAAGUUAAGUAGCCACUGUCUUUUGGGGGUGGGGGUGGUGAAUUUAUAUAGUACCAACUUGCAGGGAUGUAACCUGUAGAAAGAGGGUGACACUUAUGUAUCCAGCUCUGUUGUAAGUUGAGUUGUUUUACCCAAGGGGGGUUUUCCAUGCAACUGAAGUUCCGUCUUCAAGCAUCAAAAUGUUGAUUUUCACCUUGUUGAUGGCAAGUGCUUGCCUGGCCCUGGAAAACUUGGUUCUCUGCCUUCUUAAAUAGUGAGCAUACAUGAACUUCUAUGGAGGACUGAGGCACACUUCACUGUCACCAUGAAUUACUGCACUGUUCUGAUACAGGGAUGUUUUCAGGGACCCUUGAGGAAGGUAAGGCUGCUUGGCCCUGUUCUGAAUACGCUGAGACUCCUACAGUUGAGCUCUUGCUUUGAUUGGUUUGUUCUGUUCCACCACUUGUCCCUCUCGUUACAGCUGUCCUGGUUCUUGCCUGUCCCUACUUUCAGACGACAGGGGCUCCAGUCGUGCUAGAGCACGGGAAACCAGAUGGUCCUUCUUGUCAAAACUAUGCCCGAGCCACGAUAUGUCAGUCCUGACUGAACAUCAAGUUAUAUAGACUCUGAGUGUGGGCCU